AUGUCAUCAUCCGAAUGGCUAUCCGAGCGCGUCUUGCCUGACGGCUCCGUUGAACCAGUGGGGCUCGGUGUCCAGUGUAACUUCAACGGUGAGCUCAUUUGCAGGCCGAAAUGCAUCGCCUCCCCUAUACGACGCGAAAGGGCAGUGGAGGCAGCAAUCACAGCAAGAAAAUCAUGUCGCGCACUGACCAACAAGAUUCACGCUUCAUUACCCCUGGAGCUCCGCAACACGGUAUAUGCGUAUAUCGUCGGGCCGAACGCUCAACCCUGUGAGCUGACGGGCAAGCGUCAUGUAUACGGCAGCAAAGUACGCAUCGGAAAAUAUGACUCAGAGGACUGGUCGAAAUGGGACGAAAAACUACAUGUGCAGCCCAAAUCCUGGGCCAUGGACCCGGCAUACUUUGGAGUGCAGGUCGCGCAAGAACUCGCCGAAGCUUACUAUUCAACGAACACUUUCUACAUCACGUCGGAUGAGGAGAUGAUCAAGCUGUUCAAAGCCGACCCUUUCCAGAUGGGUACAAAGCCAUAUGAGUUAAUCCGCAAGUUCACGCUUGCACUUAACUUCUACGAGACGAACCUAGAGAGCGGAGAUGAACUAAUGGCUAUGUACAAUAACCUCCAGUCGCUCCAGCUAUUACCUACAAAGCGAAACCACGAGAUCUGCAUUCGUCUUGAAACAUCUUUCCACGCGUGGGGAAACAAGCCAUAUCCUUAUUCAAUGGAGGACAGGCGAGUCAUGCUCAACAUCCUCGAGGUGCUACGACAACCCGUGUACGACCUCAUACAUAGAGGCAAAGCGAUUCGAAUCUUCCAAGCAAAUCUCGACCACAUGAAGGACCCGAGUUGGAGGCAGGUCAGUGAUGUCUCUGUAAGAUACCUGAUCAAUCCCAAGAGAGGACGGGGAAGGUGGUGGCCUAGGGGUCAACUAUUCGGUAUGACGGAGGAGGAGUGGCGCAAGGAGAAAGAAGAAGCCAGUAACGCAGAUCCAACACAGCAUUUCAUCUUUCGUCCGCGUGCUGCGGAGGACGAGCAAGAAGUAGACAACGCAGACAACGCAGAAGACGACGAAAAUGACGAGGUUAUCGAAGAAGCCCUCAUGCCAUACUUUCUCGGUUACGAAUUCAAGCGACACCCCACACUCGACGACGAAACCACGGUCAAAGUGCGCGAAGCCUUCAGAACGCGGUGGAACGACCAAGAUGCUCUGACCGGAUUUGUUUACAGCAUGGACCAUAAGCACAACAGAGACUUUGAAGGGCCGUAUGGAUGGGAGAACAGAUUUUGCAAUCGACGACGAGCCCCCUAG
Alternaria novae-zelandiae is the source of this 1305-nucleotide messenger RNA. RefSeq lists its product as uncharacterized. NCBI's taxonomy places the organism in Eukaryota, Fungi, Ascomycota, Dothideomycetes, Pleosporales, Pleosporaceae. The coding region runs from base 1 to 1305 and encodes 434 amino acids. The transcript has 3 exons. The record is from RefSeq and is a predicted model, not a curated record.